UAUUACAGAUAUUUUCACACUGUAUCAUUCACACAAAACGCCGAACGGAGUUUUUAAAUAAUUUUUCCAACCAAAUUAUUUAUUUAAAUAAAUAAAUAAAUUUGUAUUUAUUUUUCAAACAAAAGACCAAAAAAAAACUAAAAAAAAUGGCGAGUGCUGCGAUGCCAAUUAAUCCCAAACCAUUCCUGAAUGGUUUGACAGGAAAGCCAGUGAUGGUUAAAUUGAAGUGGGGCCAUGAAUACAAAGGAUACUUGGUCUCCGUCGAUGGGUACAUGAACUUGCAGCUGGCCAACACUGAGGAACAUGUAGACGGAGUUUGCACCGGAAACUUGGGCGAAGUACUCAUCAGAUGUAAUAAUGUCAUGUACAUAAGAGGCGUUGAUGAAGAAGACGAAGAAGGAGAGAUGAAAGAUUAAUGUAGUUUUAGACUAAAAAUAAAAUUUUUUAUAAAUUAA
This is a messenger RNA of Cotesia glomerata, 455 nucleotides long. RefSeq names its product small nuclear ribonucleoprotein F (gene SmF). The record is from RefSeq and is a predicted model, not a curated record. Bases 147 to 416 code for a protein of 89 amino acids. Lineage: Eukaryota; Metazoa; Arthropoda; Insecta; Hymenoptera; Braconidae. Gene Ontology annotation, cellular component: U1 snRNP; catalytic step 2 spliceosome. Gene Ontology annotation, biological process: mRNA splicing, via spliceosome; spliceosomal snRNP assembly. The transcript has 2 exons. Gene Ontology annotation, molecular function: RNA binding.